AUGGAACGAUUCUCAAGCUCAAAGAACACCGAAAAGAAAAAUGAAGACUGCGUGGAAACCUUAUGUGAGAUAAUCGAUUCAUCACCGUCGACGACGAAAUCAAAAAAUAGAGCAGUCAAGAAAACAGAACCCAAAGAAAGCAUUCAAGAUCCGUCAUGCUCUAGCCGAAUAGGCUCCGAUACGAAAUCGACAAUUGGCCCAUCGAUCACGCUGAUAAAAUCGCUCAAAAAGAACCAUGUGAAUUAUCUCAAGUACAAGGGCAAUCCACAUUUUCUAUUAGGACUAAAUUCGACUCUAAAAUAUCUUGAGAAUUUGAGAUUCAUUUUGAUACAACUUAAAGAAUUAACUGACAGAAGGCAUCAUGCCAACAACCAACAAGAAGAUGACGAGAACGGCUCCAUGCAUGGCGGAAUUAAGGGUGAGGAGUUACACGACAAGGUCGUGUUGCAGUCAACCGACAUCGACAUCUCAGCCAUUCUCAGAGACCUUCAAACAAUCAAGUUCAUUGUUGUACUCAAGCACCCCCAACAUCUUUCUGUCAUCGGUUUACUCUCAACCUUCGUCAACGAGAUCAAUCAAGCCUUGUACGAUUUAAACUUUCAGCCACAGACCACUCGGAAAUUUAUCGAGCUAGUCGGCUUCCCCGUCGGCCUAAAUCCACCCCUUCUUGAGAAAUUCAACCUCCGGAGACUGUCUUGCUUUGCCAUUCUGGAUUCUGCCCCGGGUAUAGACCGAUUAAGCAAUUUCUUCACAGCCUGA
Molecule: messenger RNA, 759 nt
Organism: Puccinia triticina
Lineage: Eukaryota; Fungi; Basidiomycota; Pucciniomycetes; Pucciniales; Pucciniaceae
Exons: 2
Coding region: 1-759 (252 amino acids)
Source: RefSeq, a predicted model, not a curated record